Molecule: messenger RNA, 3074 nt
Organism: Tilletiaria anomala UBC 951
Lineage: Eukaryota; Fungi; Basidiomycota; Exobasidiomycetes; Georgefischeriales; Tilletiariaceae
Exons: 4
Coding region: 143-2815 (890 amino acids)
Biological process (GO): spindle assembly; mitotic cell cycle; meiotic cell cycle
Cellular component (GO): gamma-tubulin complex; equatorial microtubule organizing center; centrosome
Molecular function (GO): microtubule minus-end binding; gamma-tubulin binding
Source: RefSeq, a predicted model, not a curated record
AGCUCCUACCCCUCUCCGUGCUUCUCGCGAAAAGAGCAUGCGAAGAGCUUAUCUCGCACUCUGACAAUUCGGCUUUACUCAGUUCAGCCAUCUCCUGCAAAGAGCUCGGCGCGUCAACGCGUGCAAACAGGUGGGGGGGAAGAUGCUCUCAGAGAUUAUCUUGAUUCUGGCCGGGCACCCAUCGUCCUUCUUCGAGCAAGUCGCAGAAGGCUCAUCAACGUUACCAUCGUCGCUCUUGUCUUCACUUUCUGCGUCAGUACAGGCCAAAGAACACCUCCCCUUACAUCCGGGCGAACGCGCGCAACUCGAAUACCUUGCGACACUAGCCCAUAAAUGCUCGGCCAUCAAGCUUUUCGCAACAUCGCACAUUGAACAUGCGCGAAGGUGCGCUCUCAAACAGGCUUCGCUGCGUCCUGGAACCCGUCCGAGGAAAGUGCUGUCUAAAGAUGGUGUUUUGCUUGACGCAAGUGGACAGGAAGAGAGAAGCGCACACUUGGCACCUCUUUGCGCUCGAAUUCUCCGCCACCUCGAGGGCUGGGAUGACCUUAUUGUCGAUCUCGAGGAUCGUAUCCUUCAGCGAGAUACCUCGCUCGUUGCGGCACGAUCCUAUGUAUCACUUGCAACAAUUCGGGUGGAGGUGCAGGUGUGGGAAUCGCGACUAAACGCGCUGGGCCGUUUGGUGGGGAUGCUCUUGAAAGGGCCCGAGCAUUCAGUCGCGCUUAGCAUUCAGCAGCCAGGCGCCGACCCCUUGGAACUACCACGCAUCGCAGGAGGUCUCUCCGGUUGGACAGGAGGUCUCUUGAUUGACAUGCUCACACACAUGGCGGACACUGGCGUUUCGCGCGUCGCCAACCUCAUGGCUGAGCUGCGGGAUGCAGUUGAAGAUAGCUGGAAAAUUCUGCUGUGCGACUGGAUUUGCCAUGGCACGGCAAAUGGCAGCCCCGUCUCUCUCGGAUCUAAUAUGAUCUCACAAGGCCCUGAUGCACUUGUAGAGCAGGACGAAGAUGGAACCUGGCACCUCCGUCCACAUUCCCUUCCAUCCUCGAUAUCAUCCGUCACUUCCGACGCGAUUCUAUACGGUGGACGUGCUAUCUGGCGGGUUAAAACCCAUACUGAAAUCGGUCAUGUACCUGCAGCUCUCAUGGCUGCGCACGUAGAAAUGCUUCAGUGUCCAGAGAUCCGUCCAAGCACGCCACAUGCAUUCGCAAAGGUCGUGCUUGAGAUCAAGCAAGAUGUAGGGGAAUGGUUGUGGAGGAACGUUCUGACAGAUCAAGCUGUCAUUUCCGCCUUACAAGAUCUCGGCAACUACUUCUUGCUGCGAUCGGGGAACUUUGCGCUUUCUCUCAUCGAAGAAAUUGAUGAUGUUCAGCGACAAAAGUCAAUAUCUGCUCGAACUGUGGCGUCAGGCCAACUGUUGGAAUCAGACCUCGACCUCGCACUCCAACGAGCGAGCAUCGGCACCGAACUCGAAGACCACCCCAGCUUGGAAUUACUGCAUUGGCAAAAACAUUCCGCCCACCUUACCCGCCUGCGGCAUCACCACAUUACAGACCCCAACUCCUCGACGCCGGAGGCGGCCUCUUCAGCCGUGGUUUUCGACGACGACCUUGUCGGCAUCAAUGCUCGGCUGUGCUACGCUGCAGACUUCCCACUUGACCUCUUCCUAUCUAGUGCGGAGCUCGAAGUCUAUACUCGCAUCUUCUCAUACCUGGUAGCGAUUCGCAGGACGCAUAAUCGGGUUUUGUCCUGCUGGACUUCGUUGUCGAACAACCAACGACUCAGGCGCAGAUUCACAGGCACCAGUGAAGGAGGUUCGAGCAAAGAGGAGGCAAGCCAGCGCAUGACACUGCUCCGACUGACUUGGAGUCUCGCAAAGGACAUGCUCUGGUUUCUGGACACCCUAAUGGGUCAUUUUCAGACCGACAUUAUUGAGGUGCAGUUUAUUCGAUUGCUUAGUCAACUGCAUGAUGUUCAUGAGCAGCACUCUGAGCGCCGACAGACCCGCCGCAGCAAUCCUACCAUUCCGAAUGCCAGGGGCAUAUCGAGCCCUAUGGAAACCACAGUGAGACGCAGUUCUUCUCCGGCGGACGAGUCCUCAGAGCUCGGAGGCAGCACCAGGAAAGCACCCAACUACACUCCAUCGGGUUUCCCCCCUCAAAGCACAAUCAUGCCCUCCAGUCGUAGCUUCCUCACAACGACAGGCAACACAACAGGCGCAAAGAUGCCUCUCACCGCAGAUAAGCGGCUCGACUUUGCCGACCUGCGGGCGACGCACGUCGCAUUCCUCUUGUUCCUCCAGGAGGGGUUGCUCCUGAAUGCCCCGCGAGUGACAAGCCUGAUUCGCGCCAUCUUGGAGACCUGCGUGCGUUUUGUUGGCCACCUAGAACGAUGGGGUGGAGAUGUGCUUCCUGAUCUGCUGAGUGAAGGCAGCUCAGAGGAUGCCUCCAAGACGCGAGAGAGUGCCAUGUUCAAGGAGCGGGAUCAGGCUGUGUCUGCCAUUGUUGUUCAACUUCGGGAGCAGCUGCGCGACUUUUUCGAGUACAUCUCUGAGGGAGAUCUGGGGGUGGCAGCAGGCAACAUUUCGCAAGCGAACCAAUCCCUUGCAUCGAUGUCGAUGCUGGGUGCACAGUUGCCUGCGAUCGGACACGAGAUGCCCAAAGCAGACUUGAGUCGAAAUGCAGCGCAGGAAGCCCGACUGCAGAUGGGUCUUGCUGCUCGUCAACAUCUAACGCAAUUGUCGCUCAGGCUCGACUUCAACGGCUUCUUCACCGGUACCAAUCUCCUGACGUUUGAAGAGUCGGCUCAGGCGCAUUGAGUUGUGGAGCCCUUGCCCUUCGAAGAAAUAUAUACUGUCGAUAGGACGAGAAAAGCUUCUGAACACGCUCUGGAACUUCGUGUGCGAGCAGCAUGACUAAUGUACAAACAUUGUCGGGUCCAUCGGAUGCUUCCAGAUGAUCUGGCCUUUUUUGCGUCCCAUCCAGUGCCAUUUUUGGUCGCCCACUGCGCUGUAGUCUGUGUUCGGGAGCAAACAAUUGUACUCCACUUCAUUUCGACCCACAUUGCGACGUUUGUGC